GGGAAGGGGGGAAGAAGAAGAAGACAAAGGCAGGAACAAAGAGCUCCAAGUCCAGCGGCUCGUGUUGGGCCAACAUGCCCCUGCCGCCCCCUCCCAUGCACCCCCUGCCGGGACGGAGGUGGACCACUACCACCCGGAGAACCACGGGGCGGGGUACAACAAUGACAGCUGGGCCCCGCCCCUUCCUGUCCAGACGUACCUCCACCAGGGUCUGGGUGACGAGCUGGACGAGGAGCUCGUUCCCACGCCGCCCCUGAGGGGCGUGGCCUCCUCCCCGACGUCCGGCCCCUACAGCCAACCGCCGGCCUCGUCGCUAAGCUCCGCCCACCAGGAGGAGAUGCAGUCCAUGCUGCAGGCCCACCUGGACGAGCUCACCAGGGCCUACCAGUACGAGGUGGCCAAGCAGGCGUGGCACAUGAAGGGCAGCCCCCGCCUGGCCAAGGCCCCCGGGCCAGCGCUGGGCUUCAUGUCGGCCACGCUGGGGUCAGAGCUGGGCACCGCUCUGCAGUCCGAGGAGGAGGAAGAGGAGGACGAAGGCUACGGCAUGUCACGGAAACUCAGCGGCUUUGAGUACACUCCUGGACGCAGCGUAGAUCACCUGGAUGGCUCAGGUAACGGCUUCUCCCAGCGCGGGCGUCCGGGGAGCUCUGGUUCUGUGGAGGGGGGGGCCCUGGGCUCCCACAGCCUGGGCCACCAGAGGGGCCCCCCCACGGGGAAGAAGGGCCGGGCGGAGACCGUGGGGACCCUGCCCAGGAGGAGAGACACCAGCUCAGAGGGGCCCCCCCUGGCCCAGGACCCUCUCCACAGUGUGGGGGCCCGUCUGCAUGGCCAGUGGGCUCCUGGGGCCUCGGGCCCCCCUGAGGAGUGCAUGGUGUCCACCCUGGAGAGGCAGCACCUGGCCCCCUGGACAGCCCCCUCCAGGGGCACCCUGGGGAGAGGGGGCCACCACAGACCAGAGCACCGCCCCAACGGGCUGCCACCGGCCAGUGGCACGGACAAGACCUACGGGGACCGAUAAUCUUGGUGAUGAUCUGACCCCUUCAGUGAUGCCUGUCCCAGGACAACUAGUCGAUAAGUGCAAUGAGAUUUCCCUCUGUGGAUGACCCAGGACGGAGAGAGAUGGUGGAGGGAGGAUGGAGAGAAGUAGAACGAGGAGAGAGAGAAGGGGGGAAUGAGAAGCUGUAAAUGUGAUGUACAGUAGAGACUCAAGGACAUCGUCACAGUGUUCUUUCUGCAGUGCUGUGUCCCUCCCUCCUACUAAAGAUUAUGUCACCUUUCUCCCUGUGUCCCCCACACACGAUGUACAAACUCACUUCUACUGAAGCAAAACGACAAAUCACACGUUCAACUGUUGACCGAUGAAAGUGAAAGGACUUGCGUUUCUUGUAAAUAUGUUUAUUUUUCUUUUUGUAUUCCUCAUUUUUCUUUGCUUUGCUAUGCAAGCCAAAAUCUGACAUUGAAGUUGUUUAUUUUUUAUUGUGAUCUUACAUAGUGAUGGACUGUGGUACCACAUUUGUUUUGUUUAGGGGUUUUUUUCAUAAAUGCUUGAAAAUGUUUGCUUAAAAUGUUGAAUGGAGUUACCGUAAUGUAGUUUAUUUUGCACAGAUUGUUUUGGUGACGAUAAGCACAAACUGACCAGCCCUCUCCAAACUAGGGGACUGAAGCCAGGAGAAGGAAGGGCUUCCAUGCUAUUAGCAAAACAGAAGAAAUAUACAGUAAUAUAUGAAACAGUGCAAGCUUAUGAAAGAUGUAUUGAGAGAUUUAAGAAACCAUGGAAAAAAAAAAAAGAAUGAAAAAAAAAAACUGCUGCCACAAGAACGUUUUUCACAUGGAUUUUGUUUUUACAAACCAAAUCUUGAAAAAAGAGGCUAAGGGGGCCGUUGGACAUUGCGUACUGUACAUGUUUACUACCU
Molecule: messenger RNA, 1913 nt
Organism: Osmerus eperlanus (European smelt)
Lineage: Eukaryota; Metazoa; Chordata; Actinopteri; Osmeriformes; Osmeridae
Product: roundabout homolog 2-like
Exons: 6
Coding region: 338-1018 (226 amino acids)
Source: RefSeq, a predicted model, not a curated record